UUCCCGCCUCCCCACCUCACCGCCGGCGAGCAAUGCCUCCCCCGGCGGGGCUGCUCCCCUGGCCAUCGCCGUCCACCACGCGCCUGACCACCCCAACACCGACUCGCCCUCCUUCUCGCACCACCCGCGUCCGCCCGCCUCCUCCUCCUCCCCCGUACACUCGCGUCCGCCUUCCACCUCCCCCUCCGCCUCCUACGACGCCACCACCGCCCCGCCUCGAACCCGCCGCGCCAAAACCAACCGCCGCCUCCACCCCCCUGCCUCCCGACACUGCCUCCACCACGUCCUCGUCGUCCACCUGCCUCGACUGCGUCCACUUCGGGAAGUGCUCAGGCUGCACGCACGAGGUAGACCUCGACAAGCCGCCGGUGUUGCAGGAGGUGGCGAGUUUCUUCAAGGGCCACGGUAUCGGAGAUUUCACCUUCAGCAGGGGUAGGCUGUCCCAAUGGCGAUGCCGGGCAAAGUUAGCAGUUCGUGGAACACCAGAGAACCCGUUGAUCGGUUUAUACCAGGAAGGGACGCAUGUUGUUACAGAUAUUCCGGAGUGCAGAGCUCACCACCCAAGCAUUAAUGCUGCUGUUAAGCUGCUAAGGCAAGGUAUAUCUGAGCUGAAUAUUCAGCCAUAUGACGAAGAUGCUGGAACCGGUGAACUCAGAUAUGUUCAGAUGGCUGUGACAACAUACAACACAUCUAUUCCAGUUGAUAAAAGAUAUGAGCAAGGGAGAGUUCAAGUUUCGUUGGUUUGGAAUUCAAGAGAUGAGCGUUCCCAAAAUGCAGAGAAGCUGACUUUAUUGAUAGAAUUCUUGUGGAGAAAUGGUGGCCCAAAAGGUAGUGUUCAUCUGAUCCAUUCCAUGUGGGCCAAUUUUCAGACAUCAACAAGCAAUAUAAUUUUUGGGCAUAAAUGGAGACAUCUCAAAGGGGAGAGAGACCUGUGGGAGCGUUAUGGAGGAGUUGAUAUUUCGCUGGACCCUUGUAGCUUUGGCCAGGCUAAUACUCUGUCAUUUAACUCUUUGCUGCAUAAGCUGAACAAGUAUGUACCACGUGGUUCAACAGUUGUUGAUUUGUACUCUGGUGCUGGUGUUAUUGGGCUAUCAGUUGCUGCUUCGAGGAAAUGUAGGUCUGUGAAAUGUGUUGAGAUUAACAAACAAUCGAAGAUGUCUUUUGAGACAUCAGCAAGCCGACUUCCAGCGAACCUGGGUUGCACUAUCACUUGGCACAAUACUGACGCUUCAGUUGAACCUGUUCACUGGCUUGAAGGGUCAAGUGUCGUUAUUGUGGAUCCUCCCAGGAAGGGAUUGCAUCCAUCUGUUAUCAGUGCUUUACAGAAAGUUGCUUUGUCUGAGCGCAAGGCAUACAAGGCUAAAAGUUCACUUGCAAAGGUUAAGGAUGAGAAGAGACCAUGGAUCUUACGGGCAAGGGAGGCAGCUGUUCAUGUUGAUAAUACGGCGACAGAAGAGAGCACUGAAACCUGGCCUGAAACCCUUAUAUACAUUAGCUGUGGGUGGGAAAGUUUUAAGAAGGACUGCAAAAGCUUGAUAUCCAGCAAGGCCUGGCAGUUGGAGAAUGCCCAUGCUUUUAACUUCUUCCCUGGCACAGAGAGCAUUGAAAUCCUGGCAAUCUUCAAACGUGAAUCAGAAGCUGGUCAAAAGAAAAAGAAGAAAGCAAAAAAGAAGGCCAAGUAGACUAUUAACAGAAGGCUGACCCAACCGUAACUGGAAGACUGAAGUGGAAUCACCCAAGAGUUUUGCAAAUCUUUAAUGCUGAUCCAGAUAUAGCACAAAAUACUGUCAUUGGUGCUUUGAGGAAUUUUACAAGCUCCAAACUGAUCGGCUCAAUGAUCUGUGACUAGCUCAUGGUAAUUUUUGACACAAGGUUAGCUUAGGGUGUUCAUGUGCGAGAUGCACCGUCAACAGUCUGCAGACAACUAGAGGCAGGAAUUUCAGACAGCGAGGAGGUCCUUUUGUAUAAAUAUAGCUAAUAGGCCGUUUGCUGAAUUUUUUUUUUCUGCAGUCGCUUAAUGUAGUUUGUGUUUUAUGUCAUGUAUUUCACUGUAUAUUGCUCAGAGACAACUAAAGUUUGUAUGUAUACCGUAUACGAUGGAGCUCCUCCAUUGUGCUUAUCCUUUGUACUUUCUUAAAAAUGGAAAUCCUUUUUACAGUUGCA
Messenger RNA from Panicum hallii, 2163 nucleotides. RefSeq lists its product as uncharacterized. The transcript has 16 exons. Gene Ontology annotation, molecular function: RNA methyltransferase activity. Gene Ontology annotation, biological process: RNA processing. Bases 33 to 1682 code for a protein of 549 amino acids. The record is from RefSeq and is a predicted model, not a curated record. NCBI's taxonomy places the organism in Eukaryota, Viridiplantae, Streptophyta, Magnoliopsida, Poales, Poaceae.